Molecule: messenger RNA, 1135 nt
Organism: Anastrepha obliqua
Lineage: Eukaryota; Metazoa; Arthropoda; Insecta; Diptera; Tephritidae
Exons: 2
Coding region: 229-819 (196 amino acids)
Molecular function (GO): protein binding
Source: RefSeq, a predicted model, not a curated record
UUCAAUACUUUACUCAAUUACACUUUUUCAAACACUCACACGUGAUAGGAAACCUCGCAAACUCAUUACGGGUUAAAUAUAGGGAUUUACAUCUCCAUAGGAGCGGUUUUUAUCAGUCUGUCUGAAGCUCAAGCUUUUCGAUCAAUACAACUUUCCUUCGGUACUCUGUCAGGUUUUUAUUUUCGACGCUAAAACUAACUCUUACACCAAAUUAUUGUUAAUACGAGUAUGAAGAAAACUUCCUUCGACACACGUGGCAUAUUUCAUUUGUCGGAUGAAAAAUUUGUGAAAACCAAGCUUAAAAAACAACGAAAAAUCCAUCCGCUGGAUACCUACAAAUUCCGUAGUCCUUCAAUAUUUCCGCAACGUGUUGGUUUUGAGCAGAAUAGUGUGCCCAUUGUGUUUCAAGUGACACCCGAAACGCUACUCAAUUUAGCUGCGAGAGUAGUGGAUGCAUUGUCGUUGCCGAAUGUUCACGAUUGGACCAAUGCGGAUGUCUGCAAGUGGAUACGUCAAUAUGGUUAUCCACAAUAUCAGAAUACCUUCCGUGUGAACCUGAUUACUGGCCGUAAAUUGCUGUUGGUGGAUGCACAAGCACUCUCAGCGAUGAAUAUAAAACAAUUAUCCUUAAAUUGCUCCUUUAUACUCUCGGACCGGUGUAGCGUCUUCCAAGCUGAGAUCUAUGCUAUCGACAAAGCAGCAAAAACGAUAAGACUGAUGGACUUCCCUCCAGCAAGCCUUACCAUUUUGGUUGCUAGUCAAGGAGUCAUCAAGGCACUGGCUUCAGCGCACAUCAAUUCGAGAUAUGCUACAGAAUGAAGAAGGUCGCUUUCGCUCAUCCAACAACACAACACCGCAUUUUAUUGGGAAGUGGAGGGAAAUGAAAGAGCGGAUGAGUGUGCAAAGAAAGGCUCUGAGCUGGAUCUUCAGCGAGAGGGAGAGGACAUAAGCAUUCCUCUAAACGAACUGUACAUUGCGAUUGACUUGAGCACAUUCGCGGAAACCAAUAGAAGGUGAUCUCUGACUGCUAACUGCAGGUUUUCCAAAGCGCUAUGGACAAAACUGAAUCUUAAAGGGACAAAAUGUCUGCUUGGAUUCGGUAGAUCAACUUCUACCGUCAUCACAGGUGUUAUAA